Molecule: messenger RNA, 1056 nt
Organism: Aspergillus clavatus NRRL 1
Lineage: Eukaryota; Fungi; Ascomycota; Eurotiomycetes; Eurotiales; Aspergillaceae
Product: dihydroneopterin aldolase family protein
Exons: 2
Coding region: 1-1056 (351 amino acids)
Biological process (GO): folic acid-containing compound metabolic process
Cellular component (GO): cytoplasm
Molecular function (GO): dihydroneopterin aldolase activity
Source: RefSeq, a predicted model, not a curated record
AUGGCCGAACACCUCAGCAUCCAGAUCCCCUCCCCGACAACCGUCCUGGACAGCGUCCAACUCCGCGACAUCCAACUCCCUCUCCCCAUCGGCCCGGACCCCUGGCAUCGCGCCGGCAAACCGCAACCCUGCACCGCCUCCCUGAAACUCUCGUACUCGUCCGCCAUCGCCGCGGCCGCGGCCGACGACGUCUCCCUCUCCCUCGACUAUGGCAAGCUCUACCGCCGCCUGGAGGAGGAUAUCCGCCACAUGGGCACGCACGGCCCCGCCGCGGGGCAGCACAUGGUCAGCGCGGACGGCGCGCGGCGCGAGGAGAUGCAGCGCGCGGAGCCUGGCCAGGACGUGCGGCUGACGGCGGGGAUCGUCGCGAACUGCGGGCUGGGGCUGCUGGAUGAGACGGCCGCGGGGAUCCGGCGGAUGUCGCAUGUGCAUCAGAGUGGGCGGCGGGGCAGCGCGAGUGCCAGUGCUAGCGCGGCGGCGGCGGCGGCGGAAGCGCAGGCCUCUGCUGCGGCGUCGGCGGCCCCGAUCGAUGCGGCGUUCGGGCGGUGCGAGGUGUGGCUGACUCUGCCCAAGGCGCUGCUACGCGCGGAGGAGGGCCUGAAGUACCGGAGCGUUACGGUCUGGGGGUAUCGGCAGGGAGAGUCGGGUCAGGCGCUGGACUCGGAUCGGUGUGCGGUGGUGCUGGAGGAGGAGUUCCGGAUUGAUGGGAUCCGGUGCCAUUGUAUCCUUGGGGUGAAUUCCCAUGAGCGGGUUGAGAAGCAGGCGGUGAUUGUCUCGCUGGAAUUCAAGGGUCCUGGCCAGCUGGCCUGGGGGUCGAGGGUUGUGGAUACAUACCAGCAGAUGACUCGGACGGUUGCUGAGCGAGUCGAUGAAACCUCGUUCCAGACCGUGGAGGCCCUGGCUACGUUUGUCGCGCGCAUCGUGACCGUGGAGUUUGGCAAUGAGCGGGUCACCGUGCGGGUAGAAAAGCCCAGCGCACUGGCGUUUGUGGACAGAUCUGGGGUCGAGAUCACCAGGUCACAGGCUUUUUUCGAGAAUCGAACGGUUAGAGUAUAG